AUGGCGGCUUCGUUCUCACUCACGAGCUUCAUCUCCUUCAUCUCUCCAUUCAAAUCUCAGACGAAAGCUACUCCGCCUCCCAAUCUCACUCUCCCUUCUCCGACGGUUUCUCACAGGCGGAGGAAUGAUCUCGCAAUCGAAUCAAUGGCGGUCGAGGAGCCUUCUUCUACAGCCUCACUUUCCUCUGAGCUCGCCUCUGUGAUAUGCCCUUCGCUUGCUUACUCGAAUACGCUCUUCUUCAGCUCGGGCUACAACGUGCAGGUGUUUGUCGAAGAUAACGAGUCUGAGGAAAGGCUGGUGAAUCGGUUUAGGAGGGAAGUGAUGAGAACAGGAGUUAUCCAGGAAUGCAAGCGAAGGAGGUACUUCGAGAACAAACAGGACGAGAAGAAGCGGAGGACUCGCGAUGCAGCCAAGCGUAAUAAGAAAAGGUUUCGCUUUUAUCCCUUUUAA
Molecule: messenger RNA, 450 nt
Organism: Thlaspi arvense
Lineage: Eukaryota; Viridiplantae; Streptophyta; Magnoliopsida; Brassicales; Brassicaceae
Source: the annotation of a GenBank genome assembly